AUGAGAUACACAGAGACAUGGAGCGAGGCGGUUAUAAUGACAAUUGAUGGCAAACCUCAAAUGUACCUCAAAAGUACAGAGGAUGGAGUGGUCAAUAGUGACAGUGGGUGGGAACUUGGCAACAGCAAUAGGUUUAAGAAGGUGGAUGUCUAA
Messenger RNA from Dovyalis caffra, 153 nucleotides. The record is from the annotation of a GenBank genome assembly. NCBI's taxonomy places the organism in Eukaryota, Viridiplantae, Streptophyta, Magnoliopsida, Malpighiales, Salicaceae.